Molecule: messenger RNA, 231 nt
Organism: Cooperia oncophora
Lineage: Eukaryota; Metazoa; Nematoda; Chromadorea; Rhabditida; Trichostrongylidae
Source: the annotation of a GenBank genome assembly
AUGCUUCGCUUGGGUGGACCACGGGUAGAGAAUUUGUUUCAGAACUAUGCGAGAGCCAUAGCUGUACAUCCAUCGAAGAUAGCUGAAGUGAAGAGCGCAUUCCGCACGGUACUUGAGGAAGCUCACUUGGCUUUCUCAAUUACCGUCCCAGCGCAAAAGCUAGAAUUUUGUAACGCAUUCCACGCUCGUCGUGUGGGCGGAGGAGGGCCUGCCGCUGGCCUUACUCGUUAG